This is a messenger RNA of Sycon ciliatum, 1309 nucleotides long. RefSeq lists its product as uncharacterized. The coding region runs from base 137 to 1309 and encodes 390 amino acids. The transcript has 4 exons. NCBI's taxonomy places the organism in Eukaryota, Metazoa, Porifera, Calcarea, Leucosolenida, Sycettidae. The record is from RefSeq and is a predicted model, not a curated record.
UCUCAUCACACAUCAGUACAGAUAUUGAUGAAAAGAGUUAAUCGAUGCUGAAUAUCGUUUGUGAGAGUCAUCUUAUCAUAUGCUGGCUUGCUGUGACACUUCAAUAUGGCCUUGAGUGGUCAUUGACGCAAGUAGGAUGGCGGCCAAUGUUUCCCAGGCUCAGCUUUUGGGUAAAAGGACCUCACGUGGUGAUGCUGAUCCGCCUUUGAAGCGAAUUUUAAGAGAACAUGAAGAUACGAAUAGCACAACAGGAAUUCAAUCGAAAGAAGCUAUUGUUGGUGACAACUCACGCAAUCAUUGCAUCGAGGCUGAGCUGCACCCAGCAUGUAACCCAAUCACUUGGAAAAAUGGUGACCCACCAUGCUGUAGGGAACUUGUGCUGUACAGCAUAUUGCAGACCAGCUUCCCCACAAACUCGUUUAGAGCGCGGGACGCAGCAUUGCUGGCCUUUGAACGUGCAGUGAACGGUGCAAAUCGAAUUUUGAAUUGCAAGGAUCAACUUUCUCCUUCACAGGUAACCUCUUACCUGAAGCGAGCUCCGACAAAGUCAACGAACUCCGGAAAGUAUCGUGGGCGCGUCAGGUGGGCCAGGUUUAGUGACUUGGUUUCGAAAAUCAUUCAGGGGCAUGGAGGGACUCUGCACCAUGCGUUGAAGAAUUGCAUGACCGAAGCGGACAGGAGUGCGCUUCUUCGCGAUAUCGAUUUAGCUUUAGCUUCGUGGGAAUUUGCACCCAAUCAGACUGCGGAUCAUAAGCCUUUUGGAUUAUCUGAAAUCUCGGAGUUCUUUUAUUCGCAUGCCUCAACCUUUUCGCUCUGGCGGUUGGAUAACGAGGGAAAUGAAGGGUUGCAUUUAUUUUACUUUGGUGGAAGUCCCGCACAUGCUGUACGUAGCAUUAGAAUCCUGCCUAACCUUUCCUUUUCAACAUUCAUGUAUGGGAUACAAGUGCCUUUGCAGCUUGAUGUAUCUGAUAAUGUAGUGUCAUCAGCUGACCACUUUUCCAAACUUCUGCAUAUGUUGGCAACUGCCAGUGAAUGCUCUGGGUGUUCUUACAAUAAGUAUGAGAAGGUAGUGGAGACGCGUCCUGAAGGUGGUAUCUUCCGGGGUUCAGAUGGUACGGUGGUAGCGAAUCUUGAAGAAGCCUGGGUGCCACAACGCUGCAUUCGAACUGUUGUCUGUCCCCACCUGAUAGCUGCUGGGUCCAGGUGUGCAGCUUGUAAAUUGUUUGACGGAACGCUGAGGAAAGCACUCUCUCGGCUUUCGGACUCACCCGUUUCUCCGCACACUGCCUUUAUACAUUUGUCACGCUAA